This is a messenger RNA of Dermacentor albipictus, 729 nucleotides long. RefSeq lists its product as uncharacterized. Lineage: Eukaryota; Metazoa; Arthropoda; Arachnida; Ixodida; Ixodidae. The record is from RefSeq and is a predicted model, not a curated record.
AUGACAAUGGGCGACCUCGAAGCAUUGGAGAAGGAGUGUGCGUCACUCAAUGAGCGUCUCUACGCUGCAAGGAAUGAAAACAAGCUUCUGGAACUGACAGAAGACGCCCUCAAAUGUAGCGACAGAAAGGUUGCAUACUUCACUGGCAUGGCCAAUUUCACAAUCCUUUAUGCUCUGUUUGGUGUCAUCGAGAGAUUUGGGUCACACAAUGCGAAAAACAGUUUGCCAAAUUUCCAGGAAUUCCUGCUCUUCAUUAUGAAGUUGAAGCUAAAUUUGCAGGUUACUGACCUCGCUUUCAGGCUUAAUGUGUCAGAUGCCACAGUGUCACGCAUAUUUGACAAAUGGCUGCAUGCUGCGUACUGCCGUCUAAAGUCUCAACUUGUGUGGCCACAACGCAGUGCUCUGCAACACACAAUACCACAAGCAUUUUGCGAUUCUUUUGGAGAAAGGGUUGCAGUCAUAAUUGACUGUUUUGAGAUAAAGAUAGAGAGACCAUCUUCGUUUCUGCCCAGAAGUGAAACAUUGUCCCAGUACAAAGGUAGUAACACGGCAAAAUAUUUAAUUGGCAUUGCACCACAAGGUAUUGUCAACUUCAUUUCUGAAGGCUGGGGAGGACGCACUAGCGACAGCAAAAAUGGGCUCUUCAACUCCACGACACCUUUCCCACAGCAGCUGCACGAGACGAUGGCAUCUGGCGACGCACCGAUAAAAGGGUGCAAUGGGCUGUGA